CUGGGUAGAGGAGCCAGGAUUUCUAUCCCUAGCCCUCUCCAUCAAAACAAUCUGAUCUGGACCUCGGAACAGGACCUCACGUGUAGGGCAGGCCUUCGCAUGCAUGGCCAAGCAUGUGUGCUUCCCCUGUUUGCCCAGCAGCCUCUUGAUGGGCCUGUGCCCUCCUGCUGCCACCUGUUCACCCCAGGCCCAUUCCAAGGUGGGGGAGGGGCAGACGGGCUAUAAGGCAGAGAGAGGCUGUGAUAGUCCCCCUUCCCCCCUGACUACUCUUCUUCCCUUCUCCUCUUUUGACACUGGAGAAAGAGGAAGGGGAGAGGGGCCUGACUCACAAAGGAACUGAGAGAGCAACUUGGGGCAGGUGGGGGUGGGGCAAGCCUGCUCUUCACAAAAGGCUCUCUGAGGACAGGAGAGAGUAAGGGUCUAGAUCUUAAUCAAAGCAUUCCUGAAAUGUAUUUAGAGAGUGUCUUGAUUUGGGAGAAAAUCUCAGGAAUGGGACCGGGAAUGGGACCAGGAAUGGGACAAGUGAACCCUAAAGCUGGGGAGGGAUGGGGGUGGGGAGAAUAUCAAUGCUAGAAAAGGCUGGGAGAUCACAAGAAUUUGGAAGUGAAAAAGAAUCAAGCUUAUGGAAGCUAAUGGGAGCCUCUGCCUAGGAGCGGAUGCAGAGAACCUCCUGCCCCCACCUCCACCCCCACCCCCUGGAGAAAGGGAUCUUUAGGGCCUGGGGCCAAGUCUCUCUGAGAGGAAGAUUGUGUACGGCUGGGCUGUUGUCUUCUCGUCCUUCCUCAGUCCUUCCUCGGCCUCCUUCUGCCCUUUCUCCCCUCCCCUAUCUAUCCCUCCCUCUGUUGUCCUCUUCUCUGUUUUGUUUCCCUCCCCACCUCCUCCCCCCAGUCUGCUGUCUCUCCUGGUCUCUCUCUCUCUCUCGCUGCCCUUCCAGUCUUCUCGGCUGUCUCUUCUCUCUCUUUCCCUUCCAAUUACCCCCUCCCUUCUGCUUCCUCCCCUCCUGUUUCCCGGCUACAGACUACUCCAGAGCUGGAUAAAAAUAGCGGUGGCAGUGGCGAGGAACCAGGUACCGCCACAGCCUGAGGAGGAGGUGGGGGGCCGGGCUCAAGGCUCUGGUUCCUUUGGUGGCCGUCUUUGCUCUGCUGAGGACAGGGACCCUUUUGAAGGGGUGACCCCCGGACUGACAGAACUGGAAGCCACGUGGCCCCAGGCACAGCACUGCCAUGACGACCGGUCACAAGCCACAGGACAGGUACAGAGCUGUAUGGCUCAUCUUCUUCAUGCUGGGGCUGGGCACCCUGCUGCCAUGGAAUUUCUUUAUGACUGCAACCAUGUACUUCAAAAGCCGCCUGGGCUCGCCCCAGAAUAACACAAGCGCCAUGAUGGAGGAAGACAGAAUCGCCAGCACGUCAUUACCCCCACUGAAGCCCAAUUUCCUGGACUCCAUUUUCAACAAUGUCAUGACGAUAUGUGCCAUGCUGCCCCUACUGGUCUUUACCUGUCUCAACUCUUUCCUGCAUCAGAAAAUCCCUCAAGCCCUGAGGAUCUUGGGCAGUCUGGUGGCCAUCUUGUUGAUGUUUGCUGUGACAGCCACCCUGGUGAAAGUGGAUCUUGAUCCCAUGACCUUCUUCAUUCUCACCAUGGUCAAGAUUGUUAUCAUCAACUCAUUUGGCGCCAUUCUCCAGGGCAGCUUAUUUGGUCUGGCUGGCCUCCUGCCUGCCAGCUAUACAGUUCCCAUCAUGAGCGGCCAGGGCCUGGCUGGAACCUUCGCUGCGAUAGCCAUGAUCUGUGCCAUUGCCAGUGGCUCAAAGCUGGAACACAGUGCUUUUGGAUACUUUAUCACUGCCUGUGGGGUCAUUGUCCUUUCUAUCUUAUGCUACUUGGUCCUGCCUAGACUGAAAUUCUACCAGUAUUACCAGCAAGUGAAGGUGGAGGCUCUUGGGGAGCGGGAAACUAAAAUGGAUUUGAUUCGAAGAGGAAUUUUGCCGAGGUCCUGCAAGUUUGACACCUCUGCACUAAGCCACACUUCCUCUUGGCUAGUGUUACUGUCUUCGAUUUACUUCUGGGGGGAAACAGAAGCCCAGAAAGGAGAAGGGAAUUGCCCAAGUUCACAAAAGCAAGGAACACAAGAACUAGAAGGGACCUCAGUUGGCGGAGUGAACUCUACCAAGAGUAGAGAAGAAGGAGGGAUGCCAAAGCCCGGCACACAGACCUCCCCCUAUGAGAAGCCUUCUAUUGUAUCUAUCCUCAAACAGAUCUGGGUUCUGGCAUUGUCUGUCUGCUUUGUCUUCACCGUCACCAUCGGCGUGUUCCCUUCUGUGACCGCUGAGGUCCAGUCCACCAUUGCAGGGACCAGUGACUGGAAAAAGUAUUUCAUUCCUGUCUCCUGCUUCUUCACUUUCAAUGUCUUUGACUGGGCGGGCAGAAGCCUCACUACUUUGUACAUGUGGCCCAAAAAGGACAGCCAAUGGCAACUUCCUGCUCUGGUGCUGUCGAGGAUCCUGUUUGUGCCGUUAUUUAUGCUGUGCAAUGUUCAUCCAAGGAAUAACCUGCCUGUGAUCUUCCACCAUGAUGCCUGGUUCAUCAUCUUCAUGAUAUUCUUUGCCUUCUCUAAUGGCUACCUCGCCAGCCUCUGCAUGUGCUUUGGCCCCAAGAAAGUGAAACCUUCAGAGGCCGAGACUGCGGGUACAAUCAUGGCCUUCUUCCUCUCCCUGGGCCUGGCCCUGGGCGCCUUAUUAUCCUUCCUGCUCCGGGCUAUAGUGUGACCAUCCUCCCUGCCCUGCCUCAUCAUCUACUUCUGACCUCUCUUUUCUCACCACCUGUGCUGGUGACAGAGGAGCAGAACAACCCCUUCUUUGGACACAGGGAGCCAAAGAGCUAGAGCUCUCCUAUCCUGGAGAAGGGGUCCCAAAGGACAGCACAGAGAGGUCAGUAGCUUCCUGCAGUAUUUGACUGACUGACCGAUGGAACCCAUCUAUGGGUAAAACAGUGUUUAUUCUCUUCCCCCCACCCCCAGCUGUGUGUGUCUGUCCAUCCCCACGUCCAUCCCUCUGUCUGUAUCUGGUGUCAGGGGCCAGGUGGAUGAGAUGAAGCAUUGUUUUAGGGCCAUAUUUUUUCUGGCUGUGUUUUUCCAUCCAUCCAACCCCAGCGCUCUCCCCAUCCCCAGCCGUUACAUGUAAUAUGUCAUGUACAGUGCCAUUUAUUGCCUUUUUUAUACUCAAGACAGAAACCAGGUGCUGCUUGAAGGCAUCCAAUAAAUCAUUCAGGAUUUUUUUUCCUCA
Molecule: messenger RNA, 3281 nt
Organism: Dromiciops gliroides (monito del monte)
Lineage: Eukaryota; Metazoa; Chordata; Mammalia; Microbiotheria; Microbiotheriidae
Gene: SLC29A1
Product: solute carrier family 29 member 1 (Augustine blood group)
Exons: 14
Coding region: 1224-2765 (513 amino acids)
Biological process (GO): nucleoside transmembrane transport; uridine transmembrane transport
Cellular component (GO): plasma membrane
Molecular function (GO): nucleoside transmembrane transporter activity
Source: RefSeq, a predicted model, not a curated record